Messenger RNA from Durotheca rogersii, 3129 nucleotides. RefSeq names its product CATB protein. The transcript is spliced from 8 exons. Gene Ontology annotation, biological process: response to oxidative stress; hydrogen peroxide catabolic process. Gene Ontology annotation, molecular function: catalase activity; heme binding. The record is from RefSeq and is a predicted model, not a curated record. The coding region runs from base 749 to 2929 and encodes 726 amino acids. NCBI's taxonomy places the organism in Eukaryota, Fungi, Ascomycota, Sordariomycetes, Xylariales, Xylariaceae. Gene Ontology annotation, cellular component: cytosol.
CGACAUGAGCUGUCACAUCACCGCCAAGUGACAAGGUGGCUUUCCUCGACGGUACUCAUUAGGUAUUACAGGAUGUCACGGCCAACCAUGAAGCCUCGCUUCGUUGCAAGCGCCUUACGAUUUCCACCAGUGUGGUUCUCCUCAUCUGCAUCUGCCCACGAAUUUUCCGCGAUAUCGAAUCACCCUUUCCACUUUUAGUAUCUCUAGGAGACUUCGACAGUUCGGCUCGGUAUCACAUCACAUCUAUCAAAGCAUUCGGGCCCAUGGGUCCCCUUGCCCAGGUAGAUCAGCUUAUCCCGAACUUGACUUACGAUUAUCUUCGAUCUGACUGGUGGUUGACCCUCACCUUGUAGGCCCAUGUUUUGUGGAGAUCAUCUUGGCUUGCAGAUGAAGAAAGCGAUGGGAAUUAUGUUACCAUGCGUCCUCUCGUGUUGAGCUAGACAACGAGUAAUGAAAGGGCCUAGCCACGAAAGGAGGCAGGUCACCUGGAAUGCUGGUAAGACUUGUGAUUACGGCGAUUAGGGAGAGACCACCCCUCUCCCUCCCCUGAGCCUCAAUAAAGCGCUGGCCCGGGGGUUCCUAUGUCCAACCCGCAUUGAUCAACAUUUAUUAUAAACACGUCGCGAAACCCGCCUCCCCUCUGCCAUGUUUCUGUCCCACCAUCUCCCGCUGGACUUUAGCCCUCUCCCCAGUCCUUCCUCCCUCGCAUAUCCCUUCCAAAGGACCCGGGAAAGAUAAACGAGGAAAGAUGAGUCUCGCGAUCACUUCUACCGCCCUUCUCGGCAUCCUGGGGCUUGCCUCCGCCGGUGGUUGCCCCUUUGCCGACCCUGGUGCUCUUCGCGCCCGCGCAGACGCUCCUGUCGUCGACGGACCCUUGCUAGAUGCCGCGGUAGAUGACAGCACUGGGUUCUUCACCGAUGACGUGGGUGGUCAGAUCCAAGAACAAGACAGUCUCAGGGCAGGCGAGAGGGGUCCUACCCUCCUAGAGGACUUCAUCUUCCGCCAGAAGAUCACCCAUUUCGAUCACGAACGUGUUCCCGAACGAGCAGUCCACGCCCGAGGCGCUGGAGCCCACGGCACCUUCACGAGCUAUGGCGACUGGAGUAACAUCACGGCCGCCUCAUUCCUAAGCAGCGCCGGCAAGGAAACUCCGGUCUUUGUGCGGUUCUCUACCGUAGCCGGAUCACGUGGAAGCGCGGACACUGCCCGUGAUGUGCACGGCUUUGCCACAAGAUUUUAUACCGACGAAGGCAACUUUGAUAUUGUGGGGAAUAAUAUCCCCGUGUUCUUCAUCCAGGAUGCUAUCCGGUUCCCUGAUCUGAUUCACUCGGUGAAACCGAGUCCCGAUAGCGAGAUUCCCCAAGCGGCCACUGCCCACGACUCGGCCUGGGAUUUCUUUUCUCAACAACCAAGCACGCUCCAUACCCUGUUCUGGGCUAUGGCCGGCUUCGGCAUUCCCCGAAGCUAUAGGCACAUGGACGGCUUCGGAGUUCACGCGUUCCGUCUCGUCACGGACGAUGGGGCCUCUCAGUUCGUCAAAUGGCACUGGAAGACGAAGCAAGGAAGGGCCAGCCUGUACUGGGAAGAGGCCCAGGCUCUCGCCGGCAGGAAUGCGGAUGCUCAUCGGCAGGAUCUAUUCGAUGCCAUUACGUCUGGAAACGGCCCCGAGUGGGAGCUUGCUGUCCAGCUUGUCGACGAGGACAAGGCCCUCGCCUUCGGAUUUGACCUGCUGGAUCCCACCAAGAUCAUCCCCGAGGAGCUUGCGCCACUCCAGAAGCUUGGUGUCAUGAAGCUGCACACGAACCCAACAAAUUACUUCGCCGAGACUGAACAAAUCAUGUUCCAACCUGGCCAUAUUGUAAGGGGGGUGGACUUUAGCGAGGACCCGUUGUUGCAAGGCCGCAUCUUCUCCUACCUCGACACUCAGCUAAACCGCCACGGCGGCCCCAACUUUGAGCAGCUCCCCAUCAAUCGGCCCCUCAUCCCCAUUCACAACAAUAACCGUGACGGAGCUGGCCAGAACUUGAUCCAUAAGAAUAUCUACCCAUACACGCCCAACACGUUGAACAGCGGCUUCCCAGAGCAGGCAGACCAGAGCCGGGGCCGGGGUUACUUUGCAGCACCCUCACGCAGCACGACAGGCCGAUUGGUGCGCGGGUUGCCGUCAUCCUUCGACGAUCACUGGUCGCAGCCACGGCUGUUCUACAACUCGCUGACGCAAGUGGAGCAGCAGUUCCUCAUCAACGCCGUCCGGUUUGAGACGAGCCUGCUGCAGUCAGAGGCUGUCAAACGCGCAGUUCUCACGCAGCUCAACCGCAUCAGCAACGACAUCGCAGCCCGCGUCGCGUCUGCGCUCGGCCUCGAGGCGCCGGCCCCCGAGGACACGUACUACCACGACAACACGACGGCGGGUAUCAGCAUCGUCAGCGAGCUGCUCCCCACCGUCGCGACCCUGAAGGUCGGCAUCCUGUCGACGGUGUCCGCGGGAAACGGCGCCGCGGCUGCCGAGCAGGCCGCCGCCCUGAGGGAGCGCCUCACGGCCGAGGGCCUCGUGCCCACGGUCGUGGCGGAGCGCCUGGCGCCGGGCAUCGACAAGACGUACUCGACGGCGGACGCGACCGACUUCGACGCUCUGGUGGUGACGUCGGGCGCGGACGCGGAAGGGCUGUUCGCCGCCUCGUCGCUCUCGCCGCUGUACCCGCCGCUGCGGCCGCUGCAGAUCACCAGCGCCGCCUUCCUGUACGGCAAGCCGGUGGGGUACUUCGGGGGCGAGGCGCCGAGCGAGCCGCUCGUGGCCGCGGGACUCAACCCGCGGGAGGGCGCCGACGGCGUGUACGCGAGCGCGGACGUCGCGCAGCUCGUCUCGAGCGUGGCCGAGGGCCUGAAGACGUUCAAGUUCACCGCGCGGUAUCCGCUCGACGAAGCAUGAGCGAGCAAGAUCGCGAGGCGAAGAUUGCGGGCGGGGAGGGGUCGUCGUGUCUUCAAAAAGGAGCCGUCUCUGUACCUUUACUUCGCUUCACCGCUCGACUAGGCCGGGCGGCGUGCCGGUGGGCGAGUAUGCUGUCCCGUGUAUUAAGUCGGACGUAAUGUAUAUGCACGUGUUUAUACGAAUUGACAGUACUAAUUUAA